Molecule: messenger RNA, 862 nt
Organism: Uloborus diversus
Lineage: Eukaryota; Metazoa; Arthropoda; Arachnida; Araneae; Uloboridae
Product: CD151 antigen-like
Exons: 8
Coding region: 30-758 (242 amino acids)
Cellular component (GO): membrane
Source: RefSeq, a predicted model, not a curated record
CGAACAGUGGACCGCACAAUCUGACGAGAAUGGUGGAAGGAUUCGCCAAAGUCAUCAAGUAUGCCCUCUUCCUCGCCAACGUCAUCAUUUUGGUGGGCGGCGUGUCGGUGUUCGCCGUGGGGGUGUGGACGCUGGCCGACCGGUCCUUCAUGGAACGUCUCCUAGGCAACGACCUCUACGUGACCUCUGCCGCCAUCCUGAUCGCGACCGGGGUCGUGGUCACCGUCAUAUCCUUUCUGGGAUGCUUUGGCGCCAUUAAAGAGGUCAAAUGCAUGCUCCUCACGUUCUUCAUCAUCCUCUUCAUGAUGUUCAUCGUCGUACUCAUCGGUGGAAUUCUGGGAUACGUAUUCCGAAGUGAGGUUGAGAAGCAGAUGCACCAGGAAAUGCUGAUGUCAGUUCCACUUUACAAGAAUGACACGACGGUCACAGACGCUUGGGAUGCUCUGCAGCCCUACUUCAAGUGCUGCGGAAUCGCCGUCAACUACGACCAGAGCCAGGAGGUGUGGAAGCGGAAUUCCAACUUCCAGAGCAGCGACAAGCGGGUGCCGGAGUCCUGCUGCCGGAGAAGAGACCAGGCCUCAGUCCGGCAGUGCCAGGGAGACCCCGGAAACUACGCAUAUGACAAGGACUGCUACAUGGAGAUGAAGGACUUUGUGAAGAACCACGCCCUCAUCCUUGGCGGCAUCGGCAUCGGAAUCGCCUGCCUCCUGAUCGUCGGUAUGAUGCUGUCCUGUGCUCUUUUCCUCAUGAUCAACUGAUGGAGUUCCGUUCUUAAUCAUCUUUCGUCAUGAUUCCACCCAACCGAAUGCCAUUUCUCGGGACAUACUACAUCCCCGUGUUGCUGGUUCGAAAAGACUUGCAC